CUCAGUCAGAUUCAAACCGCGGUAGAAAGAGGAGUCCCAGCGAUACGAUGGACAACCUUAUCAAGUGCUUAGUGGCGAUCUGCUGCCUGUGCCUGGCACUGAUCGAUCAGGCGGAGUCGGAACUUCCGCCGACUAGAUUCAACGUGAGCUUCUCCCAGCUGGAUUCCUGCGACAGCUUCUCCGUUCCGAAUACAGGAUACAGCUACCGGAAGUUCUACAUGCUGCGCGAUCUUAGCAACAACAACCGGAAGGCCGGGGAGCGGCUGCACUUGAAAUUCUACGUGUUGACCACCAUGGAUGCCCACAUCCUGCUCUCGGUGACUAAUCAUCCAAGGAUAAAUGAUCGCGUCUACGAGAUCGUGAUAGGCGCCGGCGCAAAUACGUUUUCCGCCAUCCGUACCUCCAUGGGACUGCGGCGAGUGGCCACGAGUCAGGAGCCGAACUUGGUGUCGCUGUACGAGCCGACGCCAAUAGAGAUUGUCCAGACGCAGAAUGGCGAGCUGUUUGUUUAUAUACCCGGCUUCAAGUCCGAGCCACUGAUGCAGUUCAUCGACAAUGAUCCACUGACCAUCAACUAUCUGAGCUUCAGCUCCUUUGGCUCCAACACAGCGCGCUGGUUCUUCGACUGUGGCUUUGAUGGUUAUGACAAGGAAAUAGCUGAGGACGUACAUGACCAAACUCCAGUUGGAAAACUCCUGGAGCGACUGAACUUCCAGGCGGAGAAUGCCAGCCUGCCCGCAAAUCUCACCCACAUGUUGUUCCACUUCCAAACGCGGUCCCUGGCCUACGAGCAAUCGAAUUCCAUGCUGCUGACCCGCAUGAAUAUGAUGAUACACUGGCAGGACAAACGUCUUGGCUGGCGUCCCCAAGACUUCGGCUCCAUCAAAUCCAUCGAGCACCCCGAUCUGCGGAUAUGGACACCACACUUGAGCGUACUCAACGGAGCCCUGCAGUCCGUGGCCGAGAUCCUCCAUUCCUACGAGCUGAGGGUCUACGCCAAUGGCAACGUCACCCUGUACGCCAACAACCUGCAGCUGACCAGCUGGUGUGUGGACAGUGCCCGGAACUGGCCCAACGAGCGGGUGACCUGCGACAUCGAGCUGGGUCUGAUUCUGCCGGAGGAGCAGCAGCCCUUGGACCUCACCUACGAUAUAUACCGCAAGCCCAUUGGGCCCCAUGAGCACGUGAACAUGCCCUCCGGCUGGUCCUUCUCAGAAGUAUCCGUGGUGCCGGUGGACACCGAUGCGGCGAGGCGGUAUAACCCCAAGGGAAUGGUGCAGAAAAUGGCUGGCGACGUGGCCAUCGAGUUCAAGCUGCAGAGGAACGGCAGCUUCUACAUGACCGUCUUCUAUCUGCCCCUGAUUGCCUGUCAGAUGUUCUUGCUAAUGUCGUUUGUGCUGCGAUCUAAUCGAAGAAGUGCUCUCAUCCUCAUUGCCCUGCUGAUAACUGCCUGGGGCAUGAUGUAUAUGACGCGGCACGCCUCCCCGCACUAUGUGCCACCCCUAAUGACUGCAUACAAGGCUCUGAUGAUGACCACCACCUAUUGCUACAUCCUGCACAUUUGCAUCAUAUGGCUGGAACUGUAUCCACCAAGAUCGAGUGCCCCCGACUGCCUGGUUGCCCUGAUAAACUGCAAUGGGUUGCGCUGCAUUCUGGGUCUCAGGUUCGCAGAUUCCAACUACUAUUGCGACAUCCAGGAGAAUCCCUGGCGACACCUGGCCAAGAUCCUGAACAACCUGAGCACUCUUCUGGUCAUCGUUGUAUUCGCCCUUGUAGAUAUAACAAGCGGGGUUUGAAAAAUCGAAUUUUUCUUUAUUGUGCCUUUGAGAGAAUAGUUAUGGUUUCUUAAAUAAAUAAGAAGUGUACAGAGAA
Messenger RNA from Drosophila biarmipes, 1872 nucleotides. RefSeq lists its product as uncharacterized. Gene Ontology annotation, cellular component: neuron projection; membrane; synapse. The transcript has 8 exons. The record is from RefSeq and is a predicted model, not a curated record. Gene Ontology annotation, molecular function: extracellular ligand-gated monoatomic ion channel activity; neurotransmitter receptor activity; transmembrane signaling receptor activity. Gene Ontology annotation, biological process: nervous system process; monoatomic ion transmembrane transport; regulation of membrane potential. Bases 48 to 1796 code for a protein of 582 amino acids. Lineage: Eukaryota; Metazoa; Arthropoda; Insecta; Diptera; Drosophilidae.